GUCGGGCGCCCAGACCCUGGCCCCGGCCGGGUACGAUGGGGCGCAGCCUUCCCGCCCGGCCUUCUGUCCCAUUUCGAGGGCUUCCCGCGCCCCUGUCUCUUCUGGGUCCCCAGCUUCACACUUCCUUCGUCUUGCUUGCCUGUCUCCUCUCUCUCCUUGUUGAAGACCUACCCUCUCUCUUGGUACCGGCCUUCCGAAGCUGCCCCAUACCAGUCCCUUUGUACAGAUCUCUCUGCACCCUUUCGCAGUUCCUGUCGUCGAUGUGCUGCCCCGGCAAGGAGUCCACGGUAUUUUUUCUGAAGGAGAGCUGCCUCUUCCUAUGCUUCCAGAAUGGCUCUCCCUAUCAUUGUAAAAUGGGGUGGACAGGAAUAUUCAGUGACCACACUUUCAGAGGACGACACUGUGCUAGAUCUCAAACAGUUUCUCAAGACCCUUACUGGAGUGCUGCCAGAACGCCAGAAACUACUUGGACUCAAAGUAAAAGGCAAACCUGCAGAAAAUGAUGUUAAGCUUGGAGCUCUCAAACUGAAACCAAAUACUAAAAUCAUGAUGAUGGGAACUCGUGAGGAGAGCUUGGAAGAUGUCUUAGGUCCACCUCCUGACAAUGAUGAUGUUGUUAAUGACUUUGAUAUUGAAGAUGAAGUAGUUGAAGUAGAAAACAGGGAAGAGAACCUGUUGAAAAUUUCUCGCAGAGUCAAAGAGUACAAAGUGGAAAUACUGAAUCCUCCCAGGGAAGGAAAAAAGCUGUUGGUACUAGAUGUUGAUUAUACAUUAUUUGACCAUAGGUCUUGUGCAGAGACUGGGGUAGAAUUAAUGCGGCCAUAUCUUCAUGAAUUUCUAACAUCUGCAUAUGAAGAUUAUGACAUUGUUAUUUGGUCUGCAACAAAUAUGAAGUGGAUUGAAGCUAAAAUGAAAGAGCUGGGAGUGAGUACAAAUGCAAAUUAUAAGAUUACCUUCAUGUUGGACAGUGCUGCUAUGAUAACAGUACAUACCCCAAGGAGAGGACUGAUAGAUGUAAAGCCUCUUGGUGUUAUUUGGGGAAAGUUUUCUGAGUUCUACAGCAAGAAAAACACCAUUAUGUUUGAUGACAUAGGAAGAAAUUUUCUAAUGAACCCACAGAAUGGACUAAAGAUAAGGCCUUUUAUGAAAGCACACCUAAAUCGUGAUAAAGACAAAGAACUUUUAAAAUUAACUCAGUACCUCAAAGAGAUAGCAAAAUUAGAUGACUUUUUGGAGCUAAAUCACAAAUACUGGGAAAGGUAUCUCUCAAAGAAGCAAGGACAGUAGUUACAAGUUAUCCUGGCAGUUAUUGAAGAUAUUUGAGAUCUAUGAUCUUUUUGCUUUUAUGCUAGAAAUCACGAUAGUGCUGGACACUGAAGCAAAUACCAGACUGCUUAUUCUUGGUCUUCCAGUUUUUGUAAAUUUAAUUUUAUAUUUUUUGAAGAUCAUAGCAAUAUGCUUUUUAAAAAAUCCUUUUCCCCCUAUAUGAAUAUACUGUUAUUCUUGAAAAAUAUUUUCUCUGGCAUUGAUUACAGAGGUGUUUUUCCACCAAAAAAAAGGAAGAAAACAUGGAGAAAAAUGUUUACUCACCAGUGUCAUUUUAUGACUUUAGAAACAAGUUAUGUCUUGUGUUUUUGUCUCAUGUUAUCAACUCCCUAAGUCUAAAACCAAACCCAUCUUGAAAUGGGUUUUUCCCUUUAAAGCAAACAAACAAGUUUUUGAGUAAAGAACUUAGUUUGUUACGCUUAAAAUUACCAAUAUUUUUUAUUCCUUUGGCACAGACAAAAUUUCUCUACUCUAGUUCUGUGAAUUCUGAGCUGUCUCAGCUUGAUCUCUGUGUGUGUGUGUGCAUGUGUCAGUGUUCUUUAAGUAAAACCAGCGAACGCCAGUUGUGAUACAGCGAUGUUACAGUAUGAGAAAUAAAAAACAGAAGACCGAGGAAUAAUAAAAGGAACAAGAGUGCGCUUCUCUUUGAUGGCUAGUUAGAAGCACUUUUGUCUAAAACUUGACACAAAAGCAAUUAAAGGCAAUAAAUUUUAAAAUGAGACAUAGCACCAGUUCAACCCUAAAAAGCAUGAACAAAGUGAUUUUUGUUCUUUUCCAGCUAUAUCUUAAGUGCUAACGCCGUGUGUCAGUGAAAACAUUUAGCCAUAAGAUUAAAAAUACUAUAUAUUAUUUGCAAUGCUUACGCCUGCAGAUAUGUAAUGUGACCCACAGUUUUGUGUUGACAGUAUUGCUUUCUACAGUUGUUCUAUUUGAAAGGAAUCGAUCCUUCUAAAUAAACAUGGUGUAUAUUGUUCUUACAGGACUAUUUCAGUGGUGUAAAUAAUAAAUAUCUUUUCUUACAA
This is a messenger RNA of Heterocephalus glaber (naked mole-rat), 2348 nucleotides long. RefSeq names its product ubiquitin like domain containing CTD phosphatase 1 (gene Ublcp1). The record is from RefSeq and is a predicted model, not a curated record. Gene Ontology annotation, biological process: protein dephosphorylation; regulation of proteasome assembly. Gene Ontology annotation, cellular component: nucleus. Gene Ontology annotation, molecular function: protein binding; protein serine/threonine phosphatase activity. Lineage: Eukaryota; Metazoa; Chordata; Mammalia; Rodentia; Bathyergidae.